This is a messenger RNA of Otolemur garnettii (small-eared galago), 1500 nucleotides long. RefSeq names its product MGAT4 family member D (gene MGAT4D). Gene Ontology annotation, molecular function: acetylglucosaminyltransferase activity. Gene Ontology annotation, biological process: protein N-linked glycosylation. The record is from RefSeq and is a predicted model, not a curated record. The transcript is spliced from 11 exons. Gene Ontology annotation, cellular component: Golgi stack; endoplasmic reticulum; endoplasmic reticulum-Golgi intermediate compartment. The coding region runs from base 1 to 1500 and encodes 499 amino acids. Lineage: Eukaryota; Metazoa; Chordata; Mammalia; Primates; Galagidae.
AUGAGGACCAAGCAAGUGAACUUGAUGAUCGCCCUCGUCGCCGCCGCGCUCUUCAGCUUCUCCUGCUUCUCCAUCUCCAGAUUGACUCAAACCAGUAAUCAACUAAUUAGUUGUAGAAACCAUAUUUCGGAGUUUAAGGAAAAUAUACUACGUUUAAAAAACAAAACUGAAAAACAUAACGAAGAGCUGGUGGAAGCCCUGAAGCAAAUAAAGUAUGACAAUACACAGAGAAAAAAUGCAUUAGAAUACUCAGUUGAGAAGACAAUAGGUACAUCGAGUAAAAAUGAAGCAGUAUCUAAUAUAUUUGAAGAAUUCAAGUUCUUUUUUCCUCAUCUAAAGAAAGAAGGCAGAAUUUAUCCUGAUGUAGUUGUAAGCAAAGGGAAAACAGGUGUUUCUUUUGCACUGGGUAUUUCCACUGUUAACAGAAGAAAUUAUACUUACCUGAAGCAAACACUGACCUCUGUUGUCUCCAGGAUGACGCCUUCAGAAGAAAAGAACUGUGUGGUGAUCGUCUCUGUUGCAGAUAGUAAUAAAGAUUACUUACAAUCUGUUGUUAACCUGAUUACAAAAAGAUUCAAAAAGCAAGUGAAGUCUGGUACCUUAGAGAUCAUUUCAGUACCUGCCUUUAUUUAUCCGAACACAUUAAAUGCCAAGCAAUCAACUGAGUACUCACAAAAAUUUGAGAGUUGGCACACCAAACAACUACUGGAUGUUUGCAUUUUGAUGCUAUAUGCCCAAUCCAAGGCCAUGUAUUAUUUACAGCUGGAAGAUGAUAUUAUAGCUAAAGAGAUGUACCUUACAAAAAUAAGGAAUUUUGUACAUAAUAUGACAUCACAUAAGUGGUUUUACAUUGAGUUUUCAAUUCUUGGAUUCAUAGGAUUACCAGUUCUGAGGGCAAAUGAGUAUAAGCAGAGAAACUGUAAACAACGAAAAAAGAAAACCCGCAUUGUGUAUAAACCUUCUCUUUUCCAGCAUGUGGGUAUACAUUCAUCACUCCCUGGUAAAGAACAACAUUACAAAAUAAAAUUCAGGACUUGUAAAACAGAAGGCGGAAUCGCUUUGUUUGCACAGAGAGCAAGGCGCUCAGAAGAGAAGUCUUUGGACUCACAAGAGGGAAUUCCUUGUUACCCCCAAGCAGGAGCCCAGCUGCGCCCUACGGGCGCGCUUGGCUGCGGUGCGGCGCGGGGUCGCGGGGUCGCGGGGUCGGGGGCGCGCUCGGCGGCGAGGAGGCGGGCCGGCGAAGGGGGCGCGGGGGGCGCGGGGGCGCGGGGUUGCGGGGUCGCGGCUGCGCGGCGGUUGAGCCCCACGUGCAGGUGCGCGCCCCAGGCGCCUCCGGCAGCCGCCUCCCCCUGCUUGCCGCCGCACGCGCAUGCGCGGUUAGCAGUCGCUGCUGCGCGGCCGCCAGCGGGAUUGGUCUGGGGAGACGCCGGGACCAAGUGGCAGCGAUUCGGUCAUCUGAGCUGCCGCUGCCGAAAACAGGCCCUCAAGACAGGUGCGUGA